Messenger RNA from Drosophila busckii, 3423 nucleotides. RefSeq lists its product as uncharacterized. The transcript has 7 exons. NCBI's taxonomy places the organism in Eukaryota, Metazoa, Arthropoda, Insecta, Diptera, Drosophilidae. The record is from RefSeq and is a predicted model, not a curated record. The coding region runs from base 1 to 3147 and encodes 1048 amino acids.
AUGGUCACCAGCUGUAAAUUGGAUACACAAACGGCGGUGGCAUUAAAGAAAAUGAAUUCGGUGCGUUCCCGCAAGCCGCCAAGCAGCACCAGCAACAGCAAUAGCAACUCAUCCGGCUUUCGGCUGCUGGACAAUGAUCAGCUUGAGAACAAUUCCAGUGUCAGUCGCAAUUCCAUCUACAAGCUAAAGAUCGAUCUAAUGUUUGAUGAUACCAGAUCAAUGCGCAGCAAUCGUUUGGACGAUCCGCGCGGCUCGCAUCGCACACGCUCGAUCAUUAUGUACGGACGCAGUGAACUGGCCAGCACGUCCGGCGACAGUCCACGCUCGCUUUCCAGCUUUCUGCAGGAGUCCAGCGACCAGGCCAAGGUGCUAGCUGAGGCUGCGAAGAACGAUGUGCAGCGUAUUAGCAACAGCGUGCAGGCGCAGAUUGAGCAGCUGUUCACCGAUGUUGCCAAGGAUGCUACAAAUAGCUUCGAUGUCACCUGCCUGGGCUGUCUGCCACUCAAAGACAAGGUGACCAGCUUGCAGGGCUUGCAAGAGCCACUGCGUCAGCUCUAUCUGGCUGAGGUGAGCAACAAGCAGCUUAAGUCGGGCUCUUUGGAUAUAUGCGCUACGGGUUUGCGCAUCAAGAGCAAUUCGGAGGAUAGCGAUGCGAAUAUAACACCAUUCCAUAAUAUUGCUGUAUGGUCGGCGGUAAAGUUUGUCAUAUCCGAAACUGAUGGCGGCGCCGCCUUUCUGCCGCUAAUAACCGAUCCUGAUAAUAUAGACAAGACUGCAUUAUUUCAGCCGCUAAGCUCCUUGGAGCAACUGGCGCUGGAGCAAAGUCAGCAUUUGCAUGCGCCCAUCUUUGCUGUGGUGAUGCGCUCGGCCAGCGCACCCAAAGUGCUGGAGUGUCACGGCUUCAUCUGCAAGAGCACAGAGGAUGCCAUAGUUAUAGCCGCUACGCUUUACCAGAGCCUCAUGGCACACGUGAGCAGCAACUCGGCGCGCAGCACGAAGCGACGCACGCCGCGUCAACAAAACGGCGUCAGCUGCAUCAGCAUUGCCAGCAGCUCGGCGCUAACUAGCUCCAAUUAUUUGUCGCGCUCACAGAUGCAGCCCAGUGGUGGCAGACGCAGCUCGUUUCGCAGCAGCGGCGGCAGCUUGGCCAGUCCCAAGACAAGUGGCUCGACGCCCUCGCGCUCGGUGCGCAAGAAGCGCGUGUCCAGCAGCUCGCUGAGCAGCAACAGCAAUGUGAUCAAUGAGGCGGCAGAGCUGGAAACCAGCACGGAGGAGCGCAAGCGCAAGUCGCACAAGACCAAGCGUGCGCCGCCAGUGCCCAAUGCCAAUCGCAGCAGCAGCAACAACAUAGUUUGCAGCAAUGGACAUGUGAGUCGCAUGCAUCCGACGCCUGCAGCGGGCAGCUCCAUGAAUGGACGCAAGCUGAGUGAUCUGGUGGCAGCUAGUGGUGCAACAGCAGCAGCUGCUGGCGAUGGUGACAUUCUCACACGCGUAGCUAUACCCAGAUCGGGCAGUUUUCUCAACACGGGCGGACUAACGCGUUAUAAAUCGCGUGGCGCGCGACGCACAAAUUCUGGAAAACUUGGCGGCGGCAGCGGCGGUGGUGGCGGGUUUGGUUUGGUUGAUUGGCAUCGUUUAAAUUGUGCUUCUAGUUCACCACUUGGUUUCAGUGAACUGUUUAAUGAAUUUCGGCUGCACGAGAAUCUGCACUCGCUGGACGAGAUACUCUAUGCCAUAAUCGAUGCGGAUGGCAUGUCCUUUAACGAUCUGAAGCCCAUCUACAAGGAGUUUCUGCUUAAGCUGGCCGUGACGCUAACACAGGACGAGUUAUUCCAACGCUCCAAGAACAUAAUGCGACGUCAAAAGAAGAAGAAACAAAAGCGCACUAAAGUUAGCCUAACUGGCGCGCAGCAACAAAAGCCGAAGCGCACAUUCUUUAAUACCAAGAGUCUGAAGAAAGUUUUUCAACUGGGACAGUUUCGCUCCUGUCGCGGCAAGUUGGCCAAGCCAACGCGCUCCAAGGAUGCACAAAGCACUUCAGCUGACGGCAAACGGCGACUGACGCCACCCAUCAUCAUUGGACCGCCCAUCAGUCAAAGCCAGGCACAGCAGCAACAACAUCAGCGUAAUCGAGCAGCAACCAGCGGCUCCGAUGUCUCCGUAGUGCGCAAUGAACACGCGUUGCAAGGACUCAAUCGCAACAGCAGCAGCGGCUAUGUCUCCUGCUCGGAAUGCAGCUAUGACUCGGAGAGCUGCACUUGCGCCUCUGCCGAUCGCUGCUACUGCAGUCUGCGCACCGCUCACUUAAACCACAAGCUGCGCCAGAAGAACGAACGCAACAUGGCCAUGGCCAAUGUGAAUGUAAACACACGCAAGCCAGCAGGCAAUCGUCAUUCGUUAAUAUCCUGCAAGUCGGAUGAGAAAUGCUACUGCUCGAUGGUGGAGGAGGAGCCCAACAGCACGCUGGAGCACGACUCGGCCAAUACGCAUUCGGACACCACCACCUGGUGUGACACCGAUAGCUGCAUCAGCGCCAGCAAAUGCUACUGCAAGCGCACACAUCGUCGCCAGCGCUCCAGCGCUCAAGUUGUUAGCGAGGAUUCGCUCAACAAACAGCACAAGCCACGCGCUGUCAAUCGCAAGCCCAAGCCUGCCGAGAAGCUGGGACUGGACUACGAGCUGUUCACCAUAAGCGGCAGCAGCAAGCCCGUACAGCCGCAUGAGGCACUCAGCGUCAAGAAGAGCGUUGAGGCUGCAGCUGUGUUUGCGGACAUGAAGCUUAGCCAGACCACAGAUAUCAAGAGUCUCUGCCAGCAGCAGCAGCAGCAACAGCAGCAACAUUUGCCUGUUAUGCGUGCCAACAAUGAAAGCUGUCGCUCCAAUGCAUCCUCGCGUCGUGGCAUUUAUCGCACGCGUGAAUCGUUUAGCACGGAGCGCAAUAUGCUGCCGUUGGCUAUGCCGCUGCACUUGAGCUCCAGCGCCGCCUCGCACAAAUCCUGCAGCGCCGAUGAUCUGCUGAUGAACAUCAAGGCGCUGGAGAAGGCCGCUUCCAUACGCAGCAGCGCCAGUCGCAGUCGCAUGGCCAGCUAUCAGUCCAUGCGUGCUGUCAGCGCUUCACUUGAAGAUUCAUUGGGAUAUUUGCCAUAACAAUACUCAACUUGCUUAGUUUGUAGUCGCUUAAGCUUACACUUAUUUAUGCAAUGAUUAAUUAAUAACUAAAGCAGGCUUAUGUUUCCCAAGACAAUUUUAGCGCAGCGCUCAGAAUUCUUUUGUGAAACGUGAAACGCUAAAUAACAUACUUAAAUUAAUUUAUAUUAACUUGUAAGUCGUAAGUUUUCCUUAACUUCAAAGCUGUAACUCAAUCAAGGUGCAAUAUGACAAACCAACUUAAUUUUAUAACUUAUAAACAAACAAAAAGUAAUA